Hansenula anomala is the source of this 753-nucleotide messenger RNA. RefSeq lists its product as uncharacterized. Gene Ontology annotation, molecular function: ATP binding; pantothenate kinase activity. Gene Ontology annotation, biological process: coenzyme A biosynthetic process. Bases 1 to 753 code for a protein of 250 amino acids. Gene Ontology annotation, cellular component: cytosol; nucleus. The record is from RefSeq and is a predicted model, not a curated record. The transcript is spliced from 2 exons. Lineage: Eukaryota; Fungi; Ascomycota; Saccharomycetes; Phaffomycetales; Wickerhamomycetaceae.
AUGGAAUGUUUGAUCCAUGGAUUAAAUUUUUUGAUUAAUGAUAUACCUAAUGAAGUAUUUAUAAUGGAUCAUCAGACUGAAAAGAUCAAUUAUAUUGAGCAAUGCAAAGUUUCAUAUCCUUACUUAUUGGUAAAUAUAGGUUCAGGGGUUUCAAUGAUUAAAGUUGAUGGUCCUGAUGGGAAUUUCCAAAGAAUUGGCGGUAGUUCACUUGGAGGUGGUACUUUAUGGGGGUUGUUGUCCUUAUUAACAGAUUGUGAAGAUUAUGAUUCAAUGUUGAAACUAUCCGAAUCAGGAGCAAAUAAAAAUGUUGAUAUGCUUGUUGGUGAUAUCUAUGGUGAGACUGGUUAUAAUAAGAUUGGUUUGAAAAGUUCCACCAUAGCUUCAUCAUUUGGUAAAGUUUUCAAUAAAGUUAAAAGAAACAAGAAGGAGAAAAAACCAAAUGGAGCAGAUAUAAAUCAGGCAGAUAUCAUCAAGAGUCUUGUCUAUUCAAUAAGUAAUAAUAUUGGGCAAAUCAGUUAUCUACAAGCUAAUAUUCAUGGUGUGGAGAGUAUAUUUUUUGGGGGGUCAUAUAUCAAUAGACAUCAUUUCAUAAUCAAAACAUUAAGCUAUGCUAUAAAUUUUUGGUCAAAGGGUGAAAUGCAGGCACAUUUUUUGAAACAUGAUGGAUAUAUUGGAGCUAUUGGUUCAUUUUUAAUGAGUCCGGAAGAUUUGCAAAGUGACGAAGCGCAAGUUGGAACUGAAACCGACAAAUAA